AUGUCGCCGCCGUCUUACACAGCUUCAGCUCCGUCGGUGACAUCUCCGAGCGCGAUCGGCGUCGGCUACGGCUUCCUCGGACUGUCUCUGCUGGAUGAGUAUUUUGCCGUGACUGCCAUCUGUGUCGUUUUUAUACUAUACUUCAUCGCCUUCAGUUGCUACAAAUCCAGACUAAACGAAUCCGAAUUGUCCGGAACAGCGGUCGGGGCAGCGCCGGUCCGGGAGCUGGAGAUGGUAAGGAUUGAAGCCUCGGGCUUCACUUGCGGCGGAGGAGACGACGGCGAAGAAUGUGUGAUUUGCCUGACCGAAUUUAAGAAAGGAGAAAAGUGCUGGAUCAUGAGUAAAUGCUGCCACGUGUUUCACCGGAACUGCAUUGACCGGUGGCUGAAGGCGGAGCGCCACUGCCCGCUUUGCCGGAGCUGCGUUUGCGUCGCCGUCCAUGGAGGAAACAACAUCAUCUCUUCAACCCCCAUUAGUCGAGUUUGA
Messenger RNA from Momordica charantia (bitter melon), 486 nucleotides. The record is from RefSeq and is a predicted model, not a curated record. NCBI's taxonomy places the organism in Eukaryota, Viridiplantae, Streptophyta, Magnoliopsida, Cucurbitales, Cucurbitaceae.